CGAGGAAAUCCAGGAAACACAUUCAAAGUGCAGUUUGAGGAUCUCUGCGCUGCCAUUUGGGAUGGCCACCGCGACUCAGUCCUCACUCCAUAUGAGAUCCGCGGAUCUUAUCAUCAAGGAGCCUCUGGACUACGGAGGGUUUGGAGAAGUUUACCUCUGCUAUCAUGUCACUCUGGGCCAGGUGGUGUUAAAGACACUGUAUACAGGCCCUCUGCGAAACGAGGACAGCAAGCGUUCUCUGCUGGAGGAGGGAAGCAUCAUGGCGAGCCUGAACCACGAGCGCGUGGUCAAGUUGCUGGGUGUGAUCAUGGAGGACAGAGACUGCUCUCUCGUCAUGGAACUCAUCCCCAGAGGAAACCUGCUGAACAUGCUGGAAACAGUAGAUGUGCCACUUUCCAUCAAGGGAAGAAUCAUUUUGGAGAUUUUAGAAGGCAUGAUUUAUCUGACAGAAAGACUCGUCAUCCACAAAGACAUCAAGCCAGAAAACAUUUUAGUGGACAAGGACUUUCACAUAAAGAUAGCAGACCUUGGCUUGGCCACCUGCCAGACAUGGAGCAAGCUCACAAAGCAGGAGUCUCGCAGGAAGAGUCGGGGCCGAUCAGCCGGAGCAAGAGGUGCAGGAACGCUGAGCUACAUGGCUCCGGAGCACCUGGAGAGCAUCCACACCGUCUCCACCGAGAAGUCUGACGUCUACAGCUUCGCCAUCGUGCUGUGGGUCAUCCUCACAGGCCAAGAACCGUAUGCCAAUGCGAGAAGCGAAGACCACAUCAGCCAGUGUGUUCGGAACGGCGACCGGCCAGCAGAGGAGCUGGUCCCCGGCGACACGCCCGAGGAGAUGAUCAACCUCAUGAAGAGAUGCUGGCACGACGAUCCACAGCAGCGGCCGACGUUCAAAGAGUGCUAUGAAGCUUUCCUUCCUUUCUACAAGAAACAACUUGAACCACAGGUGGAGGAAGAUUUGCUUCAUUUGGGGAAUAUAUAUGAAGGUCCAGACGAACUGCUCGAGAGGAUGAAAUCUUUGUCACUGACUAAUGAAAGUUUUCCACCAAGUGGUCACGAUUCCCCAGCUCCUUUAGUGAGUUCAGACAGAAGCCUGUCGACUCCAGUUGAAGCCAGUAUUGAAGACCUUCACAACAUCCAGUAUGAACCCUCUGUGGGGGGUCUCCAGACGGACGCGAGACCUGGAGACCUUUCUGUUCUAGAGGAGAAACUGCACCGUGAGUUGCAGUACCACAAGCAUGGCAGCUACAACAGUGAGAACCAGCCUGCAGCGGCCAACUGCUGCCACUCCAAUCCUGUCCAGCCCAACCGCCUCCAAGUAUCAGAUCAGCCACUGAGGCAUCCCGAGCAGGAGAGAUCGUCGGUCCACACCUGGACGAAGGCCGAGCCGGUGCAGCCCAGCAGCCCGGAGGAGGCCUGGUAUCAGCCCGAGUCGGUCAACUCCUCCCUUCUUUCCCCGCUGCCGUCGUCCAUCAGCUCACCUUCGCUCUCACAGCUCAACCAGCAGCACCCCCACUCCCACCUGGACCGCCAGCGGUCCUGGCCGGCAUUCCCAGUGUCUGACACGUCCGCACCGGACAGCACUCUGGGCCGUUUUUUAAACCCUUUGAAAUGUGUCUCGCCACAGGAUCCAGGAUCUCUUUACAUCCAAAAUGUCAGCGGGCUCCAGAUUGGAAGCAAUAACACGAUGAGUAUCAGAGGUCAUGAGUCCCCCCUUAGUUCAUUAUCUGUGCCUGCUAACGACUGCGCUAACUCUCCCAUCAAAGAAGGCAUUAGGAAAUAUGAGGACCGCGCCGUGACCGAGGAGCACCUGGACCUGCUUCGGGACAACAUGGGCGUCAAAUGGAAGCGCUGCGCGCGGCGCCUCGGCCUGACCAGCGUGGAAAUAGAGACCAUAGAGCAUGACUACUACCGGGACGGCCUGCCGGAGAUGGUGCACCAGAUGCUGGAGCGCUGGAAAAUGAAAGAGGGGAGCAUCGGAUGCACCAUCGGGAAGCUUUAUCAGGCAAUAGAAGGCAACAUCAAGGUCGAGGUCAUCCAGAAGAUCCUGAACACCUGCGCCUCUUCGUCCACCAAUUCCUAAAAUGUUGUGAUUGAUGCUGUUUUCAACAAUGCAGCAGAAAUUAUUCAACAAGUUUUUGUGGUCAAAAAAAAAAAGUCUCGUUAAUUUUCAUGAACUCAUUGUCGUCUGUUUACAUGCGAGAACCUGCCUUGUUGUUAAUAUAC
Messenger RNA from Salarias fasciatus (jewelled blenny), 2226 nucleotides. It is a transcript of the gene ripk1l, whose product is annotated as receptor (TNFRSF)-interacting serine-threonine kinase 1, like. The record is from RefSeq and is a predicted model, not a curated record. Bases 62 to 2083 code for a protein of 673 amino acids. Gene Ontology annotation, biological process: protein phosphorylation; signal transduction. NCBI's taxonomy places the organism in Eukaryota, Metazoa, Chordata, Actinopteri, Blenniiformes, Blenniidae. The transcript is spliced from 11 exons. Gene Ontology annotation, molecular function: protein binding; ATP binding; JUN kinase kinase kinase activity.